Tachysurus fulvidraco (yellow catfish) is the source of this 4451-nucleotide messenger RNA. It is a transcript of the gene rnf11b, whose product is annotated as ring finger protein 11b. The record is from RefSeq and is a predicted model, not a curated record. The transcript is spliced from 3 exons. The coding region runs from base 548 to 1012 and encodes 154 amino acids. Lineage: Eukaryota; Metazoa; Chordata; Actinopteri; Siluriformes; Bagridae.
CUGAAAGACCAAAUGACCAUUGAGAAAGAGACAACAUUUUAUAUUAUGGAAUUUAUCAACACGGAAAAGGAGUAUGUACAGUAACUAGCGAAAACAAAGCCGUUUAACCCGCUUAGCUGAUUUGUGGAGGUUUCCUUAAGGACAGCGACCUCGGUUUUAAGCUGUUUUCGCUGCACAAGGCUGCUGUUGAUACCAGUUCUUUGUGUCGACAUGGUUUGUUUUUGUUGAAGAGAGAGACAGAGAGAGAGACACAGAGAAACAGAGAGAGAGAGAGAGAGAGAGAGAGAGAGAGAGAGAGAGAGAGAGAGAGAGACAUACACACAGAAAGAGCGAGAGAGAGAGAGAGAGAGACAGAGAGACACAGAGAGAGAGAGAGAGAGAGAGAGAGAGAGAGAGAGUCGUUCUCCUGGCUUUCACUAUGAGGCUUUCGACGUACGUUAAAGUGUCAGAAAUCGACAUCUAAGUGACAAAAUCGUAUCGGGACGAUAAAAAGCUUGUAUAUUAUAUCAGAACAGUGAGGUGUUUAAAGGAGUCGGAGAGCAAGGAGAUGGGAAAUUGUCUAAAAUCUCCUACUUCGGAUGACAUCUCUUUGCUUCAUGAGUCGCAGUCAGACAGAGCCAGUUUCGGCGACGGCACUGAUCCGGAUCUGGAACCGCCACCUCCUUACCAGGAGCAGAUCCAUGUACCUGUUUACCAUCCCACACCCAGUCAGACCCGGUUGGCGACACAGCUGACCGAAGAAGAGCAAGUGCGCAUCGCACAGAGAAUCGGCCUCAUUCAGCACCUGCCCAGAGGGGUUUUUGACCCCGGCACUGAUGGGACUGAAAAGAAGAUACGAGAGUGUGUGAUCUGCAUGCUGGAUUUUGUGUAUGGGGAUCCGAUCCGGUUCCUGCCAUGCAUGCACAUCUACCACAUGGAUUGUAUCGAUGACUGGCUGAUGCGCUCCUUCACCUGCCCUUCCUGUAUGGAGCCUGUGGAUGCUGCACUUCUGUCCUCCUACGAAACCAACUGAACUUAAUCACUUUAAUCACACACACACACACACACACACACACACACACACACACACACACACACACACACACACACACACACACACACACACACACACACACACACACACACACACACACACACACACACACACACACACACACUCCUUGCCCUUGUGCUUUUGGAGUUAUCCCACCUACAGGCAGGUGACAGGUCAGAGUUUUUUCUCCAGCACUUGGGGAUACAGGACCACUCUCCUGGGUUGUCCUGCUGGACAGGGAAACCUCAGGAUCCACAUGAGUGAGACUCUUUACAACACCCUGACAACCAGGACCAUUCUGCUGUGCCACCCCUUACACUGGAAAGCAGAAAACAGUUUAAAAAAGUACAGAAACAGAUGGACGGGGGGAAAUGCAAUUUGUAUUUUUUACCUACUUUCUCUCUUGUGUAAUUCUUUGCGGUGUGACUCUCUCUUUUUUCUUUCUGCUCUUUUUCCAGUAAGGGCUUGUCAGAAUUUCAGCUGAGAAAAAAAUAAAAAAUAAACGUGCUUGCACCUAAAUUACAAAUAGUGAAAAUUGCACUUGUCAGAGACAUCUUUCCCCACAGAGCACCUUGUUCUACAUGCAGGGGCAUGUACUACUCCUUGAACUCAUUCCAUUCAGCUCCCGGCCUCUAGGUUUCCUGUUAAGCGUACUAUCCGUAUCCAGUUGCUGUUGGACAUGCUUUGGUGGAAGCUGGGAAGUAGAACCCUUAGGCUGGAAAAAAUGUUCUUUUAUUGUUUUAGGUGAUAACAGACAGUGCAGUCCAACUAACUUGACUGUGACUCUUUUUUUGUUUUGGCACAUGGAGUUAAAAUAAAAAUAUGAAUUUAAUGUGCAGACUGCCGGUCAUUUGGGUGGGGUAUAUAUAUAUAUAUAGCAACCGUUUAAGGGAAACAGGUUACGGAUUACUUAAAUGAUUAUAAAAGCACCAUUAGGACAAGGCUCUGCAGUUAGCAUGGUAUUGUAGAUGUUUCAGCGCUGCAGCAAGUAGCCUACCAUUUAAUAGGAUUUAAAUACAGUGAGUAAUUCCAAUAACUAUUUGGGCAAACUGGUUACUGUUUAAAUAAUUUUCCCAGUACAUUACAUAUUUGCUAUUGUGAUCCAAAAUGUGUCCAGUAGGGAACAUGGCAUUAAGGUGGGCCUACCAGUGAUGCAGAGUGGGAAUUGAUUAAAUGGGAUGGGGAUUAGUUUAUGAGCUGUGUAUUGUCAUUGUUUUUUUUAAUUGUGCCUCAUCAUUUCCUUUCCUUGCUUCUUAGCUCCUCCCUCUAAGGAACUGUCGCAAGUAAGGACACGAGGCCUGGAGAAAUGAGAAACAAACCUAUUUGCCUAAUGAAGCUAGUUUGCUCACAGAAAUAUAGAGAAUCUUUCUGCCACUGCUUUUAUCAGUUGAUGGCAUGUUGCUCACUUGUAUUCAGCUAACUAUAGACAACACGGUUCACAUUCAGAAUUAAGCUUAAUUUAGACAUUAUUUUACAUUAUAUACAUCACACACUUGAUAUAAUGUUGAUAUAAUAAGUAAAUGAUUCCCAUUGUUGCAUGUGAAAUUUAAAUGCAAAUUCCUCUAUAUACCUGAGCAAUGUGAUACAACAGAGAUGUGGCAUUCAUUUGGUUGUGCAGUAAAGCUAGCAUGAUGUGUUUGGUCCAAACCACGUAUUAUUAUAUUCUUUUUGUGCACCCAUUUAUGGUGUUGCCAUGUCAUAUAACAAAGAGCUAAUGAAUUUUUUUUUAUUUGAUACGAUGCGGUCCUUGAACCAUUUUAUUUGCCUGCUGCUUCUCUAAAAACCCUGUAAAGAUGUAAACAUUUCCUGUUUCACUGGUAGGCCAUAUAGUUUAUUAAGACAGACUGCUAUUAGCAGUCUUAGAAUUUGGUCUUGGGGACAAAUUAGAUCCUGUACAAUAUAAAGGUUUAUAGAAAUCCCACCAAGCACCUAAUGGCACAGUGUCCUGAUAUAUGGUGUUAAAAAAGCGUUUACGUUUUUCAGAGCCGAAUGGUGGAGAGUUCUUUACUGGUCAGAUGAAUCACUUGCCCGAGUGUGACUGAGCAUCUUAUUUACUAAAGAAUGAAGGCAAAAUCAUGUGAAAGACUGUGAUAGAUUUCUGUAAGAACUUUAGAUAAAAGAGCUAUAGCAUAUAGUGAUCACUAUGAAUCGCACGCUUCAUUUGUAAGAUGUUCAUUUCUUUUGGUCUCUUGAAGGACCGACACGACUUGAUAUAUCCGGGCUGUGAAUCCUGUACGAUCAAUCCAUUUUUACAGUUUUUAUGACAUUGCUUUGGAUUACAGUAAAGACUCUGUUAGAUUAGCUCAACAUUUUUUUCUUUUGUGUGUAUACUUUUCUUAUAAUUAUGCUACAGCUUGUCUAUUACCAGAAUCAAAUAAUUUAUUUAAAUGUAAGAGCAGUGAAGUAAUUAAGUUGGGGAUGGGCUGUAGCCCUGUCUUUGCUAUGUGCAUUAAUUAUCCUUCAAAAAUGAGAUGUUUUUACUAGGAAUAAUUCUAACUAUUGGUUAAUAGUGUAUGAAGUUUGUUGUUUGUUAGUCAGUGAUUACUAGGUGCAAUAAUACACUCUGGUGUGCAUUAAAAAUAAACUUCUGGGAUGCUUUUUUUUUUUUGUGUAAUCCAAAUCCUGUUAUUCAUAACUACUUAACUUUACACCAUAAUGACUCAGAAACCGGAAAUGAUUUCAGUUAUCACACGAUAAACUUGCCACUUUUAUUUGCAGUGUGUCUGUGUGAUGAUUUUUUUUCUUCUGUUUGCAAUUGUAUUCAUGUUAAAUCACAUACUUUACAGUUCUGUUACUGUUUUAUCUAAUUGUCCAUAUAGAUAAUUUUAUGACAGUAAUUUUUUAUUUUAAUCACAUUUGACAUUAGAAGUUUAUGAAGCAUUACCAUAAAGAGUGCAAAUCUAUAAAACUUGAGAAAGAAGUGACUUUUAUAUCACCAUGGCUCUGGUUUAGCCAGCAGCUUGAAACAUUACCUUUUUUUUGGACUCUAUACUGUCUCCAUUUGACCUUUUCUUGUAAAACAACAACAAAACAAAGAGAAUAAAGAGAUACAAAUGUGAAAUGAAUUAAGUGAUAUGGAUAUGCAAUGACAUGAAAUUCAGUUCAUCUUUCAAUCUAAAAUGUCCCUUGAUAUUAUUGUUCAGAUAUAAACCCUUCGUUCUUCUCUCUAAUGUUUGAAGGUGAACCGCAAAAAACCCCCACAGUGUUCUAUUUUUCUCCGCUCUGUGUUGUCAGUUCUGUAAAAGAUGGUCAUUGUCAUGCUUAAAGGAAGUGGAACUUCAAAUUUUUGUGCUGUUUCUCUGCUCUUAAGAUUGGGGUGUUCUUUGUCCUGUUACCAAAUACCAUCCCUAAAUUUCCCCAAACGUGUAAACAAAACCGGAACACAGAUGUGGCUGCUAUUAAAGAUUAGUUUUUUCCA